This is a messenger RNA of Dendrobium catenatum, 3627 nucleotides long. Its product is annotated as protein FAM91A1. The transcript has 11 exons. NCBI's taxonomy places the organism in Eukaryota, Viridiplantae, Streptophyta, Magnoliopsida, Asparagales, Orchidaceae. The record is from RefSeq and is a predicted model, not a curated record. Bases 361 to 3345 code for a protein of 994 amino acids.
UACAAAUGUUAGGGUAAACUGCAGCUCAUGCUUUUCUUGUUGCUUUCACUUCUACCCCCAAGCUCUUCACCCGUAAACAAUUGCUUCUAGAUCUCGACGCAGCAUUGCAAAUGUUAGAAUAAACAGGAGCGCAUGUCAAAUCCUAUCAAUUUCCUGCCUUCUUCCUCCUGCUACUUCUCUUGGCCACCUCAAAGCUCUUCAUCGAUGAACAAGGACUUCUAGAUCUCGCCAAAUUGACUCCAAUUUCUCUAUUAUGCUUUGCGUCACAAAUCGGAAGCCUAUAACUUAACUGUAGACUUGCCAUCCUUGCACUACUACCGGAUUUUCACCUUCAUUUGCGGUUCGAAACUUUUUGAGAGGAUGCAGCGUGUUCACGCCACAAUUGAGGAGCAGCUUAUUCUCAAGUCAAUCAAGGACGAAUGCCCUUGGGAAAACCUCCCCAAAAGGCUCCAGGCGACGAUCUCCACAAAAGAGGAAUGGCACAGGAGAAUAAUAGAGAACUGUAUAAAAAAGCGGCUACAAUGGAAUACGUGUUUUGCUCGUAAAAUAUGCAAAGAAGGAGAAUAUUAUGAAGAGAUGAUGCGUUAUCUGCGUAAGAAUCUUGCGCUGUUCCCGUAUCACCUUGCAGAGUAUGUUUGUCGAGUAAUGAGGAUUUCACCCUUCAAGUUUUACUGUGAUAUGCUCUUUGAAGUAAUGAGAAAUGAGCAACCAUAUGACAGCAUCCCUAAUUUCAGUGCUGCUGAUGCUUUGAGGCUUACUGGAAUUGGUAGAAAUGAAUUUAUUGAUAUAAUGAACAAGUGCAGAUCAAAGAAAAUAAUGUGGAAAUUAAACAAGUCUAUUGCCAAAGAAUUGCUGCCCACACAACCUGUGGACUUUGCAGUUGAACCAUGGUGGGGAGUUUGUCUUGUUAACUUUACAUUGGAAGAAUUUAAGAAACUAACUGAAGAAGAAAUGGCAACCAUUGACAAAGUUUGCAAGGAAGAAGCAAAUUCAUUUAUGCUCUUUGAUUCUAGUAUUGUAAAAGGUCUUUAUCGAAGGGGGUUGGUGUACUUUGAUGUUCCUGUGUAUUCUGAUGACCGUUUCAAAGUCUCAAGGCUGGAAGGAUUUGUUUCUAACAAGGAGCAGUCUUAUGAAGAUCCUAUUGAAGAAUUACUAUAUGCUGUUUUUGUAGUUUCAAGUGAGAAUGCAACUGUUGCAGAGUUGGCUUCAACUCUCCAAGCUGACCUUUUUCAGCUGCAGGCUGCUGCUUCAUUUGCUUGUCGAUUAGGUUGGGCUGUAAAGAUUAUAGAUCCAGAGUCCGUUCUAAAAAGUUCAAGUGUUGCUAUCUCUUCUGGUACUCUUCUCAAUGACGAUGAAGAUGGUUCUAUUGCUAGUAUCAGUUCAGAAUCCUUACGAGUUCAUAACCUUGGGAUAGAACAGAAUAGGCCUCUUUCUGAAACUGCUCGUGUUGCACUGGUUGUGGAUGCUAAUAUAACUUCCUAUCUGAUGAUGGGUUCUAUUUCACCAGGAUUGAAGUCCCAUGCCGUGACGUUGUAUGAAGCAGGGAAGCUUGGCGAUGAAGUUAUAGCAGAUCUUUGCAAGGAUCUGUCUACUUUAGAAGGGAAAAAAUUUGAAGGUGAACUGCAGGAAUUUGCCAAUCAUGCAUUUAGCCUUCGUUGCUUUCUAGAAUGCUUACAGUCUGGUGGGAUUGCUGCUGAUGAAAUAAUUGAAAAGGUUAACCAUCAAGUAGAUGUGCAGGUCACCAAUUCUGGGAUUUCUUCCAAUCUAGCUGAUGUUGAUCCGAUGAAUGAAUGUUGUGGGCAGAAAAAACAUGAUGAUGAAACUAUAUGGCCUGGUUAUAAUCAGAAUUGCAAGGUUGAAUCCGGUAUACAUGAAUCUUAUGCACCCAUUUAUGAGCAUGAAGUACUUUCUAGUGCUUCUUUGGAAGUUGAUAUGAGCAAGGAAGACAAUGAUUUACAAAACAGCCACAACAGAGUUUCCCCGGAUGGUUCAAUAUCUGAAUUGAUGAUAAAAAGGAAAUAUCGAGCAGAUAUCCUUCGCUGUGAAAGCUUAGCUUCUCUUGCACCAGAAACACUGGAACGUUUAUUUCUCAGGGACUAUGACAUUAUUGUUUCAAUGGUUCCUCUUCCUUCCUCUUCAAUUCUACCUGGAGCUAGUGGUCCUAUCCAUUUUGGUCCACCCUCUUAUUCAUCAAUGACACCCUGGAUGAAGUUAGUAUUAUACACAACAAUGGGCUCAGGCCCUGUAUCAGUUGUUUUGAUGAAAGGGCAGAGCCUACGCAUGCUGCCUGCACCACUCAUAGGAUGCGAGAAGGCAUUAAUAUGGUCUUGGGAUGGAUCUUCGAUAGGCGGGCUUGGAGGAAAAUUUGAAGGGAAUUUGGUUAAUGGUAAUAUUCUUUUGCAUUGCUUGAAUUCAAUUGUCAAGUAUUCCGCUGUGCUGGUACAACCUCUUAAUAAACUUGACCUAGAUGAGUCUGGAAGAAUCAUCACUGUUGAUAUUGCAUUGCCCCUGAAAAACUUUGAUGGAUCAGUUGCCCAUGUUGAGGAUAUAGGGUUAAUCCUAGAAGAAAAAGAAAGCUUAAAUUCUUUAUUAGAUGAACUUUCUGGCAAAUUUGGUUUAUGGACAAUAGGUUAUAUUCGGCUUUUAAGGCUUCAAAAGGAAAAAAGACCUGAUUCUUUCAUCCCUGACAAGGACAAGUUUGAAUGGGUUCCAUUGAGCAUGGAAUUUGGCAUACCCUUGUUCAGUCCGAAAUUAUGCAGCAGGAUAUGUGAUAGGAUGGUUUCAUCAUCUUUACUUCAGUCAAACUCACUCUGUGAGCAUCACGAGGCAAUGCAAGAUCUAAGAAUGAAGUUGCGUGAAAUUUGUUUGGAGUACCAUGCAAAAGGACCAAUAGCAAAAAUAUUUUACCAGGCAGACUAUAUAAAGGAAUCUCCUCGUCAUUUAAUAAACUACGCCAGUGGACGUUGGAGCCCCCUACUGGAUCCUUCAACACCAACAUCUGGAGCUGCAAGUGAACACCAGAGGCUUAAAGUAGCUAAUAGGCACAGAUGCCAAACUGAGGUUCUUAGUUUUGAUGGAAAUAUUCUGAGGUCAUAUGCACUACCUCCCGUCGACGAGGCUGCAACGAGACCAAUUGAUGAAUCACCAUUGAUGACCUCAGGUAAACUGGAAUCAUUUGAUGCAGAAAGUAGAGAAAUAGUCCUGCCAGGUCUAAAUCUUCUGUUUGAUGGAUCUCAAUUGGUUCCCUUCGACAUCGGUGCUUGCUUACAAGCUCGCCAACCUAUUUCACUGAUAGCAGAGGCCGCGGCUGCUUCUGCUUCAUUGCAGGCAAGUACGGCUUUGUAAUAAAGCAUUUCUCACGUCAAGAAAUUUUGCAAGAAAUUGAAAUGCUUUUGCUGGAUCUUUUACAAGAUAUUUAUUUAUUUUCACUGUAAAGGUCGGCUCUUUUAUCGUAUUUCUUAGCAUAUAACUAUAGAUUGAUUCAUGAUCAGAGUGUGGUGCUUAUCAAGGAAUCCAAAAUAUUUGCUAUUUAGAAGCUUAUUGUAUGGGAUGAUUGGAAUUUCAUUGCAAUAAUAGGAGCCCUAAUAUAAGUUACACAGUAGAUGGAAUGCAAAAUAUUUCCUCUAA